Molecule: messenger RNA, 1388 nt
Organism: Silurus meridionalis
Lineage: Eukaryota; Metazoa; Chordata; Actinopteri; Siluriformes; Siluridae
Exons: 3
Coding region: 184-1122 (312 amino acids)
Source: RefSeq, a predicted model, not a curated record
GCGAAGUGUACUUUACAGACCCUUACUAUAAGGGAAGAACCGGACACAAUCGCAUUCACGAUAUCCUGACUUGAGCUGUUACGUCUCGAAGAUUCUGAUCAUCAAUAAUUCACUUUGUCUCUCCUUUAUUACAAAGUGAAUACAAACAUUUUCUUUAAAGAAAAAAAAAAAAGAAAAAAAAACAUGCUUCUAUACAUGAUAGUUGCUGUAACACUUGGGGCUUGUAUAGCAUUUCCUGUUUAUCAAGAUCCUGGCAUUCGUGAAGGAUUUUGGAGUAUUCAGGAUGAAAACACAAACCUGGCCAUUGAUAAAAAAGGUGCUGCCAAGCAAUAUGAUGGAAUGUGGAAGAGUCACGUGGUAAGCAGUGACCUUUACUCCCUGGACUCACUGAACCCCAUGGCAGCGGAGCUCAGGCACAAACUUAGCCAGGAGUCAGUCCGUCUACGGGCUCGCUUGAGACAGGAACUUCUGGAUCUUCGUCAAAGGUUUUCUCCUUACCCCAACCACCCCCAGGCCACCCCAACCAACGUCCAGGAGCUCCUGUCCCCCUUUACCAAGAACCUCGAAAUGGCUCUCGAAUCCAACACUCAUCAACUCUGCGGUGAUCUCAUGAUGAACAUCCAAGAGGUUCAAUCCGAAGGACCUUUGCUCUACCAAGACAAAAUUGAGAAAAUCAGUCAAGCUAUGGAUGCAAGUCAUAAAAGAAGGACCUCUGCUUUUGAGGACUUUAAAACAAAGGCAUUUGAGGCAGUUGAGGAGGACAAAGACAGCAGUAGGAAGGACCUUUGGGAGGAAGUGACAGCCAGGCUGGGCCAAGAGAUCCUCUCAUUCAGUUUGGAAGUACAGGGCAAAAUGGCAGCACUAAAAGUCUCAUUAGUAACACUCCUCAUCUCAUCAGCACCCCCAGGAGCUGAAAUGGUUUCCAAAGUGGACCAGUUCUGUGAAGGUUCUUCAAGACAGAACCAUAAAUUUAUUGCUGAUAUAGUGCAGCAAAUAUCCAUGUUUGAGGAAAAGCAGAGUAAAGGUGAGCCAUUAAGUCAUGUAAACAUAGACUCUGUACAAGAUGACUUCUCCACCAGACUAAACGCAUUACUCCAGGACAUUGUCCACACUAUCAACUAGAGACACACCUUUCCCUCUCCAUCCUUAUUAUGAUUGACCUCUUUCAUGUAAAUAGUAGUGAGACUGUACAGUGUGAAUUAUUGUCUUUUUUUGUAGAAGACAACUUUUUAUACAGAAAAGGAGAAAUUGCUUUUAGUUUUUCAAAUAAACACCAAUGGACCUUUUUUCAGAUGCAGGUUUAUUUAGCUUUGUGUAAUCAGUAUCUAAAAUGUUCUAUUUUUCAAAUAAAUGCACAUACAUUGAACGAUUAAAGAGUAUAUAUCAUC